Messenger RNA from Neltuma alba, 867 nucleotides. RefSeq lists its product as uncharacterized. Gene Ontology annotation, biological process: shoot system development; root development. The record is from RefSeq and is a predicted model, not a curated record. The coding region runs from base 1 to 867 and encodes 288 amino acids. NCBI's taxonomy places the organism in Eukaryota, Viridiplantae, Streptophyta, Magnoliopsida, Fabales, Fabaceae. The transcript has a single exon.
AUGGCAGCCAUUGAAUCAAACCCAAAGUUCUCUCUUCAUCUGCGCUCUAAUAGCUUUCCCACCGCACCUCAUCCCCAUGUAUCAGAAUUCGAGGAGCACCUGAACAGACUGAAGUCUCCUGAAUCUGCCUCUUCAUCCUCUUUAAGCCACAAACUCAGUGGCUUGCAGGAUUUACAGGACUCUUCUGACAAGUUACUUCAAUUGUCAACCACCCAACAGGUCGUAGCACAAGAUUGCAGCCAAAAGUGUGUUGAUAAACUACUGGAUGGGUCUCUAAGGCUCUUGGAUAUCUGUGGUACUGCUAAAGAUUGUCUUGUGCAGUCAAAAGAAUCCGUGUACGAAAUCCAUUCAGCCAUUAGAAGAAGAGGAGCUGAAGCUGCAUUCACAGUUGGGGCUGGAAAUUAUUUGGCUUCCCGGAAGAAUGUGAAGAAGGCAAUUAGAAAUGCCUUAGGAAAUAUCAAAGGAAUAAGAAAUGGCUUCACAGUUUCUUCUGAAGCCAAAGAAAAUGACAUUCUUAGCAUGUUGAGAGAAGCAGAAGCAGUCACCGUGGGCACAUUAGAAUCUCUCUUGUCCUCCAUCUCUGAUCCAAAGGGACAAUCAAAACAAAGCAGGUGGUCUGCAAUUUCCAAGCUAAUGAAGCCAAAAAGAGUAGCUUGUGACUCUGAGGAAAUAGUCACAAAUGAGUUUGAGAAGGUAGAUUCAGCUUUGAAGUCUCUCAUCAGUCAAAAGCAUGCAUCUCCAGACAAUUUGCAAGGCGAUUUGGAAAAUUUGGAGAUGUGCAUUCAAGAUCUAGAAAUAGGACUUGAAUGCCUUUCAAGGAGACUUAUCAGAAAUCGAGUUUCCCUUCUCAACAUCUUCAACAACUAG